Molecule: messenger RNA, 1608 nt
Organism: Panthera uncia (snow leopard)
Lineage: Eukaryota; Metazoa; Chordata; Mammalia; Carnivora; Felidae
Product: ubiquitin carboxyl-terminal hydrolase 17-like protein 6
Biological process (GO): regulation of apoptotic process; protein deubiquitination
Cellular component (GO): nucleus; cytosol
Molecular function (GO): cysteine-type deubiquitinase activity; cysteine-type endopeptidase activity
Source: RefSeq, a predicted model, not a curated record
AUGAGGGCUGUUUUGUCCUACCGCCAAGAAGAGUUUCAGUUCAACGUCUUUCCCAAACUCAAAUCUUGCUGCUCAAAUAUAGGUGGUGCUGAAGUGCACAGGGGACCCACUCUACCUCAGAAGCCAUCACCAUCAUCGCAGACACUCUGCAACCUGCCUAACGGUUGGGCUCCCAUGUCAAUAGGUCUGCCCCCCACAGAGAAACCUGUGAGUUGGAGGAGACCUUCUGUGGUUGGGGCUGGACUGCAGAACCUGGGGAACACGUGCUAUGCGAAUGCGGCCCUGCAGGGUCUGACGUACACACCACCCCUCGCCGGCUACAUGCUGUCCCAGGAGCACUCCCGAAGCUGUGGGAGGCAGCCAUUCUGCGUGCUGUGUGCUCUGCAGGCUCACGUGACCCGGGCCCUCUGCCGCCCUGGAGAUGUGAUCCCCCCGCCAGAACUGCUGGCUGCCUUCCACACACACAAGCAGGAAGAUACCCAUGAGUUUCUGAUAUUCACUCUGGAUCCAAUGCAGCAAGCGCGCUUGCGUGAGGACAAGACUUCAGGAGCCCCUCUGUCUGAGGACCUCACCCUCAUCUGGCAAAUCUUUGGAGGGUACUGGAGGUCUCAAAUCCAGUGUCUCCACUGCCCUGGCGUUUCCAGCACUUUUGACCCUUACCUGGAUGGCAGGGCAGCUCAGAGUGUGAGCCAAGCCUUGCUCCAGUUGGUGAAGCCUGAAAAGUUGGAUGGUGAAAAUGCCUAUCAUUGUAGUACUUGCCUAGACAAGGUACCUGCUUCCAAGACGUUAACUUUGUACACUUGCCCCAAGGACCUAAUGCUGGUAUUGAAAUAAUUCUCAGAUUCCACAGGCAGCAAACUGGCUAAGGAAGUGCAAUAUCCUGUGCGCCUUGACCUGCGACAGUGCGUGUCUGAGCAGAAGGCGGGAUUGAUAAUUUACCUGCUCUAUGCCGCGCCGGUGCAUCCGGGGAGGAAAUGUCACAGCGGACAUCACUUCUGUUACAUCAAAGCUGGGAAUGGCCAGUGGUACAAAAUGGAUGACACCAGUGAUGUGACUUCUGCCCUGAGCCAACAUGCCUAUGUCUUCUUUGACACCCAGACGAGUGAAUUGGAAAGAGACCAUGGGAGUGAACCAGGCAGUGGGGAGACCACAUCACUCCAGGGUGACCAUGCAGACAUGGCUGUGGCCCAAGGGGGGUGGGGGGUGGCUCACACAGACCUCAGCAUCAAAGUUCCAGAGGUGGAGGACCACGUGGAAGAGACACCAGUGCAACCAAUCACGUUAGACCAGUGGAGAGUCUUCCAAGAAAGCCACCAUCCCAAGUCUGAAUUCAACCUCAGGAAAACAGAAUUUGUUCUUCCCGCCCAGGCAGUCCUAAUUCACCAGUCCAAAUACAGAGAGGAGAUGGAAAAGGAUCAUCCUGAACAAAACAUCUACCGGCUCAACAACUUAGCCAGGGACAUCCCACCUCAGAGGGCAACCAACAUCGGCAAAGUCCCUUGUCUCACAGGCAGAGCCCGAGCUUCCAAGAGGAAGAACAAGAAGGGACAGAGGUCUUGGGAAGCAGUCCAGGGAUCUGAGUGCAGGCUUUAAUGCACACACCUGCAC